Telopea speciosissima is the source of this 2280-nucleotide messenger RNA. Its product is annotated as WD repeat-containing protein 70. Gene Ontology annotation, biological process: regulation of DNA double-strand break processing. The record is from RefSeq and is a predicted model, not a curated record. Gene Ontology annotation, molecular function: protein binding. The transcript has 8 exons. Gene Ontology annotation, cellular component: nucleus; site of double-strand break. Bases 134 to 2107 code for a protein of 657 amino acids. NCBI's taxonomy places the organism in Eukaryota, Viridiplantae, Streptophyta, Magnoliopsida, Proteales, Proteaceae.
UUCACUGGUUGAAUUUCGUAGGAGAAGUGAUAAAUUUGCUGAGCUUGGACUGUUUCGUGUUCGUUGUGGAUUUAGUUAACGUUGGUGUUGGCGAGCUGGAAGGAGUCUAAGGAGAAGGUGUCAUCGGAGAAAAAUGGAAGACGAAGCAGACAUCUAUGAUGGAAUCAGAGGGCAGUUCCCUCUAUCCUUCGGUAAACAAACGAAAUCGCAAGCCCCUCUUGAAGCCAUGCACAACGCCACUCGCAGAAACACGGAACCCUCAUCCUCUUCUUCUCUCUCUAGCAAAGGCUUCCCUUCUCUCUCCUCCUCCUCUAAGGCCUUGUUAAAUGAAUUCAGAAACAAAGGCUCCAGUGGCCGAAAACCUGAGUCCAAUAAUGGGAUUGUGGAGUCCAGAAAACCCAAUUCCACGGCUGAAGAAGAUGAAGGUCGAGAGGACGAUGAUAGUGCAAUGAUUGGACCUCCACGGCCGCCGCCUCCAUCCAAUUUGGCGGAUGAAGAUGAGGAAAUGAUGAUUGGACCUCCUCGGCCUCCACCAACAUCGAGUUCUGCGGAUGGAGAUGAGGAUGGUGAUGAUGUUUUGAUUGGACCUCCACGGCCGCCUACCAAUUCGACAGACUCGGAUUCUGGUGACGAUGAGGAUGCCGAAGCAGAAGAUCAGUACCGGAUCCCUCUCAGUAAUGAGAUUGUCUUGAAGGGACAUACUAAGGUUGUUUCAGCUCUUGCAGUUGAUCAUACGGGAUCCAGGGUCCUUUCUGGUAGCUAUGACUACACAGUCCGUAUGUAUGAUUUUCAAGGAAUGAACUCCCGUCUGCAAUCAUUUAGACAGCUGGAACCAUUUGAAGGACACCAAGUCCGUACUUUAAGUUGGAGUCCUACCUCGGACCGAUUUUUGUGCGUAACAGGCUCUGCCCAGGCCAAGAUUUAUGACCGUGAUGGACUUACUCUGGGUGAGUUUGUAAAGGGGGACAUGUAUAUUCGUGAUUUGAAGAAUACCAAGGGACAUAUCUCUGGAUUGACUUGUGGAGAGUGGCACCCAAAGACUAAGGAGACAAUUUUAACUUCUUCAGAAGAUGGAUCACUACGUAUAUGGGAUGUUAAUGAUUUCACAAGUCAAAAGCAGGUUAUCAAACCCAAGCUUCCAAGGCCAGGAAGAGUACCAGUCACCACAUGUACAUGGGAUCGUGAGGGAAAAUGCAUUGCAGGUGGCAUUGGAGAUGGUUCUAUUCAGAUAUGGAACAUCAAACCAGGAUGGGGAAGCAGACCAGAUGUGCACAUUGAGAAAGGACAUGAAGAUGAUAUCACUGGACUUCACUUCUCCAGUGAUGGUCGAAUUUUACUUUCAAGAAGUAUGGAUGAUUCACUGAAGGUUUGGGACUUGCGGAAUAUAAAGAAGCCUCUUCAAGUCUUUGAUGAGCUCCCAAAUCAUUAUGCCCAAACAAAUGUUGCAUUAAGUCCUGAUGAACAACUCAUCCUCACUGGAACAUCGGUUGAGAGAGAGAGCACUACUGGAGGUUUGCUGUGCUUCUUUGACCGAACGAAACUUGAACUAGUGUCAAAAGUGGGUAUUUCUCCAACUUGCAGUGUUGUGCAAUGUGCUUGGAAUCCGAGGCUAAAUCAGGUCUUUGCCACAGUUGGUGACAAAAGGCAGGGAGAAACACACAUACUUUAUGAUCCAUCUUUUAGUGAGAGAGGAGCUCUAGUAUGUGUUGCACGAGCACCAAGGAAGAAGUCUGUUGAUGAUUUUCAACCAAGCCCUGUUAUUCACAACCCUCAUGCAUUACCGUUAUUCAGAGAUCAGCCAAGCCGUAAGCGUCAGCGAGAGAAAGCCUUGAAGGAUCCCCUCAAGUCCCAUAAGCCCGAACUUCCAAUGACAGGCCCAGGAUUUGGUGGAAGAGUUGGUACAACUAAUGGGAGUUUAUUGACGCAGUACUUGCUCAAGCAAGGAGGUAUGAUCAAGGAGACGUGGAUGGAAGAAGACCCAAGAGAGGCUAUCUUGAAAUAUGCUGACGUUGCAGCCAAAGAACCGAAGUUCAUUGCACCAGCAUAUGCAGCAACCCAACCAAAAACAGUUUUUGCCAAGUCAGAUUCCGAGGAUGAAGAAAAAUGAGGGGUUUGUAGAAUUGGAUAGUGUGGGUAUCAUCCUGCAUGAGGCAAGUCUUAUUAACAAUUUUUCAUAAGUUUCUGACAAAAUAAUGCUAAACAGUUGUACGAAUCGUAGCCCUGUACAGUAGUUACUGAUUGUCAGCCAUUUUCGAGUAAUGCCCUGUUGUUCAACUAUUU